This is a messenger RNA of Echinostoma caproni, 348 nucleotides long. NCBI's taxonomy places the organism in Eukaryota, Metazoa, Platyhelminthes, Trematoda, Plagiorchiida, Echinostomatidae. The record is from the annotation of a GenBank genome assembly.
AUGCAGACCUCAAGUCUGGGUUUUGUGGCUUAUACGGGAAUUUUCGCACUGCCUCUAUUUGACAAACAUUGUUCACGGAUGAGGAAGUCUGAUGUGAAUGUACACGUGAUUCGGCGUGACGGACAAAGGUGCAUUAUUCAAGGCAAAGUUGGGGAGAAUUUGAUGUACUUACUACAAAGGAACAAUCUCGAGGUCGAAGGCGCUUGUGAGGCCUCCCUUGCCUGUUCCACUUGUCACGUAUAUGUUAGCCACCCUUAUUUUGAUAAGCUCGCUAAGGCCGCUGAAGCCGAGGAAGAUAUGCUUGAUCAAGCAGUUUUUCUGAAAGAAAAUUCUCGUCUCUGUGAGUAA